Molecule: messenger RNA, 654 nt
Organism: Nylanderia fulva
Lineage: Eukaryota; Metazoa; Arthropoda; Insecta; Hymenoptera; Formicidae
Molecular function (GO): nucleic acid binding
Source: RefSeq, a predicted model, not a curated record
AUGUUCACGGCAUCUUCUCGCGAGUGGGCUCACAUCGCUAACAUUCUCGCAAAUGACGGAGUGAAGUGGAGUUUUAAUCCACCCUCCGCCCCCCAUUUUGGAGGAAAAUGGGAAGCUGGGGUGAAAUCCGUCAAAUUUCACUUGCGGCGAGUUCUCGGCGACGCUCGCCUCACCUAUGAAGAACUGACAACGCUCUUAGUGCAAAUCGAGGCGAUUCUGAACUUUCGCCCGCUCACUGCACUCUCAGAUGAUCCGUCGGACCCUACCGCUCUCACGCCUGGGCACUUUCUCGUCGGGUCCACUCUCGCUACCGUGCCGGAACCUUCGCUUCAAGAGGUACCUCAAAACCGGUUGUCACGUUGGCAACUAUUGCAAUGCAUGAAGGAAUCAUUCUGGCAACGAUGGUCGUCAGAAUAUUUACAGCAGCUACAGACUACCUCGAAACAAUAUCGACCUCAAGAUGCCUUUCGAAAAGGCGCUCUCGUUCUAAUCAAGGACGAACGAUUUCCUCCAACUAAGUGGCCUCUCGCACGCAUUACUGACGUGCACCCUGGAGUCGACGGACUUAUUCGAGUCGCCACAGUGAAAACAGCUACCUCAAGUUUUAAGAGACCUAUAGUGAAAUUGUGUUUGCUGCCGAUCGAAAAUCAAUAG